AUGUCGCUCCGCUAUCUGCCACUGUUGUGCUCUUUGGCUUCUGCAGCCCAUCUCUAUGCCACUCACUACUCGGGCUCAGUUUACACACUAUCCCUAGAUGGACACUCGCUGUCCAUCGCCUCCUCCGUGGACGGCUGCGGCCCCAUGCCCAGCUGGCUCACUCUCGACCCGGAAUCGAAUCUUGUGUACUGCUCCGAUGAAUCCGGUGAUGCCUCCAGCAAUGGCUCCUUGCAUAGUCUCGCUAUUGGCGAAGACGGGUCCCUGUCCGAAGUCGCCAAGACGGGGGCGGCGCCGGGAGGAGGCGUCUAUAGCGUCGUUUACAGCGGUGACAACGGUGCCAAGUACCUGGCCAUUGCGCAUUAUGGUGGCUCGGCGCUCUCCACCUUCUCCCUUCCCCUAAAGGAGGACGAGGACACCCUCCAGGUCUUCCAUUACAAAUUGGAUAAGCCUGGGGCCAAACCCCAACAGGAUGCGUCCCACCCGCACCAGGUCAUCCUGGACCCAACCGGAUCCUUCAUCCUCUCGCCAGACCUGGGCGCCGAUAAGAUCCGCGUCUAUGCCAUUGACAAGUCCUCCGGCGCCCUCACGGACUGCCCCGCCGUCGAAUUUCCCGCCGGCAGUGGACCGCGCCACGGGCUCUUCUGGGACGCGGAGAACGCUCAGCUGCGAUUCCAACGCAGAGCGGACUCGCAGACGAUGCUCUACACCGUCAAUGAGCUAGACGGCCAUUUCACCGCAUUCGCCGUCUCGUACCCACCCGACGGCUGCCUCUCCAUCAAGAAGACCCAGUCCUUCGUGCCGUACCCGGGCUCCGAGUUACCCGAGGGAGCCACCUUGUCGGGCAUCCAGAUGGAGGGAUCCUCGCUGUAUGUCUCCAUCCGUUCGGACCAUGCCCACCCUCCCAACGACUCUAUGGUCACUCUAGAUCGCUCUUUGAACGGUACCGUAAAGUAUCGCGACUUUUGCUCUUCCUAUGGCACAGUUCCUCGCACAUUCGUGAUCAACAAGGCGGGCGAUCUGGUUGCAAUCGGGAACCAGGCUUCGUCAACUGUCGCCAUUGUGGCAAGGGACCCCAAAUCCGGGAAAUUAGGAGACGAGGUGGCUAAUAUCCAAGUGGGAGAACCCGGUAAGGUCGGUACUGCGGAGGGUUUGAGCAGUAUUAUCUGGGGAGAGGAGUAA
Molecule: messenger RNA, 1179 nt
Organism: Aspergillus tanneri
Lineage: Eukaryota; Fungi; Ascomycota; Eurotiomycetes; Eurotiales; Aspergillaceae
Product: lactonase family protein
Exons: 2
Coding region: 1-1179 (392 amino acids)
Molecular function (GO): protein binding; 6-phosphogluconolactonase activity
Source: RefSeq, a predicted model, not a curated record